Trichobilharzia szidati is the source of this 3084-nucleotide messenger RNA. The record is from the annotation of a GenBank genome assembly. NCBI's taxonomy places the organism in Eukaryota, Metazoa, Platyhelminthes, Trematoda, Strigeidida, Schistosomatidae.
AUGACAAUACAACGACUAAAAGAAAUAAUCGCAGUGGAACCAAACAUUCUAUCGACAAAAACAGAGAGCGACCCAGAUGUUUCAGAGACUGAAAGAACACAAAAGUCACAGAUCACAGAAACACAGCACAACACGGAGACACAAAAAGUGUCUUAUGCUCAAUCUGGUCAGAUCGUCGACUACACCAGACAGUCACAACUCAGAGACAUGCAAGCCAACACUGAUCCACACAAACUGUCCUAUGUUCAAUCUGGCCAGAUCGUCGACUACACCAGACAGUCACAACUCAGAGACAUGCAAGCCAACACUGAUCCACACAAACUGUCAUAUGCUCAAUCUGGUCAGAAUGUCGACUACACCAGACAGUCACAACUCAGAGACAUGCAAGCCAACACUGAUCCACACAAACUGUCCUAUGCUCAAUCUGGUCAGAUCGUCGACUACACCAGACAGUCACAACUCAGAGACAUGCAAGCCAACACUGAUCCACACAAACUGUCCUAUGCUCAAUCUGGUCAGAUCGUCGACUACACCAGACAGUCACAACUCAGAGACAUGCAAGCCAACACUGAUCCACACAAACUGUCCUAUGUUCAAUCUGGUCAGAAUGUCGACUACACCAGACAGUCACAACUCAGAGACACGCAAGCCAACACUGAUCCACACAAACUGUCCUAUGCUCAAUCUGGUCAGAACGUCGACUACACCAGACAGUCACAACUCAGAGACAUGCAAGCCAACACUGAUCCACACAAACUGUCCUAUGCUCAAUCUGGUCAGAAUGUCGACUACACCAGACAGUCACAACUCAGAGACAUGCAAGCCAACACUGAUCCACACAAACUGUCCUAUGCUCAAUCUGGUCAGAAUGUCGACUACACCAGACAGUCACAACUCAGAGACAUGCAAGCCAACACUGAUCCACACAAACUGUCCUAUGCUCAAUCUGGUCAGAAUGUCGACUACACCAGACAGUCACAACUCAGAGACACGCAAGCCAACACUGAUCCACACAAACUCUCCUUUGCUCAUUCCGAACAAUUUUUCGAUCUCAGGAGACAUUCACAUAACACGGAAUUAGAUACUAUUACUGAGUAUGAUAUUGUUCAUUUCGGUGGGAGUGUAUUAUCUUCCGCAGCUUUCUUUGGUGACCCUGAGUCGAGCUUUGAUUUGGAUACGAGAGCUUCUUUGUAUUCCGUCGAGACAUUCACCAAGCUUCCUUUAGAAACUUUAGGCCGAAUCACUCCAAAUCCUUCUGAAUAUGGUGCUAUAACUCAUAGGUUAUCUCGGGAUAAUGUCGACCGUCAGUCAAGGAAAGGGUUCUCUAUCUGUUCACAGAAGCAACCCUACAUAAUUUCCGAUAACCAGCAUGUUGACAACUGUUCCAUUCCUAAACUAACACCAAAGUCUUUAUCUUUUGCAAGCAAAGACUCUAUUUGUCGUGGUUCAUUUGUUCAAGCAUCACAUGAAACCAAUGCUUCUACUGAGGAUAGAUCUCUAUAUACAAAGAGUAUUUCUAAGUCAGUUUCACUUGUUGAAUCGAACAUAUCACCGGAGAAUAUGAUAAAUUUGACACCGAUGAACAAUGUUUAUCCUAUGUUAGACAGAAAUAUCCUGUUAGCCGGUGAACACCAGUCUCAAAGUACUUCAGGCCUGGCAUUCUCCAGUCAAUUAUCACCUCCUCCUCCUGAAAGUGCAAAAGUGAUUAACUCCCAUGGACAAGACGAACAACAUCAGUUAACUUGUCAUCAUCCAAACUGUAGAUAUUAUCAAUCUCCAAGAAUGAUGGAUAACUACUAUCCGAGUGAAUAUCAGUCAGCUAUGCUUGAAGGUGAAAAAAUGCUCAACCAUAUAAUGAGACCAAACCCAACACUGUCCACUGAUAAACAUGAAAAUCAAUGUGAUUGUAAAUCUUGUCGUUUGACCAGGCGAUAUCAAAACAGCAUUCCGGCAUAUCUACCUGAAAGAUACGAUGAUACCUCGGAUGAAGUGAAUGAUUUCUCUGAAUUUCAACAAAUCACUAUGGCACUGUUGAAUACACUUAUGGCGACAACUGAAAUGUUACGUACACAACUGAAAGUAAGGCAAGCAGCUCUAGCAUCACGAAAAUGUUGCAGUAAUAGACAAGUAGCUAAAGACAGAGACAGAUUUGCACAGACUCAAGGAUGGAAUGAAAAUGCCAUGUGUAAUAUUCUAAAAGUUCAACAUUCUUGUAGUGAAGAAGAUUCUAAUGAAGAUAACUUGACUUUAUCGAUUUAUAGAGCAGAGGACAAAGGCAUCAGAUAUCGACAAAGUGGACAAUUAACACCUCUGUCUAUUCAGUAUCAUCAAAACAUAUCCGAGAAGAAGAAGAAGAAGAUAAAGGAGAAGAGGCCUGCUACCAGUACUACUAACACUCCUUACCCCAUAUCAAGUAGGAGGAUUAAGGAAGAUUCUGUGAACUGUAGUAGAUUCAUUACACCAAUAUUAAAAAAUUCUUCAACAAAAUAUAUUCAAACAUUAUCUUCAGAUAUACUGAAAACCAAUGCACAGAGAAUAAAUCAUGAUUUACAUCGAAAUGGAAAUGGCUUAAAUUUGCGAAACAAUUUCACAUCGCAUUUGUUUAAAUCGACCAAUAGAGAUUUAAAUUCGAAAGCGCCAAAAAUGAACAUUCAUCAUCAUCAUCAUGAUCAUCCACAUCUGCAACAUAAUUUAAACAAAAGGAGUGUAUCAUUUGAAAGGUAUACUGAUGACAACUUAUUUAAGAAUAUUGAAAAUACAAGAAAACAAGAAGGAGGAGGUCACGUAACUAAAACAAAAUUAUUGUGUACUAAUUGUCAUCAAUUGUUAAAUUUCUAUUGUAAGCCUGAAAGCAAAUGUCUGUGUUGUCAGAAGAGCAUAGAUAUCUCAUUGUUGACGUCAUCAUCCUUGUCGACAACAUCGUCUACACUUGAUUCACAGUUUGUUUUAAUUAAUCGUAAAGAAGAGAGAUAUCAGAUUGCUUCGUCACCGUCACCAUCACCACCAACAUUAACAACAGCAACAACAACGAUGUCGUUUACAUCGACAACUUCAAUGAAAACUAUUUUUCACUCAAUACCCUGA